Messenger RNA from Nakaseomyces glabratus, 1221 nucleotides. RefSeq names its product S-adenosylmethionine-dependent methyltransferase (gene EFM2). The record is from RefSeq and is a predicted model, not a curated record. NCBI's taxonomy places the organism in Eukaryota, Fungi, Ascomycota, Saccharomycetes, Saccharomycetales, Saccharomycetaceae.
AUGUUUGAUCCCUUAGACCUAUACACCGCGGAACCACCCACUGUGGAUGACUCUCUAGUAAUAACCGACCAUUCUGUCGCAGGCACUGAUUGUGACAAGCAAUUUGCAAAUGAUGUCGAGGAGGAUGAGGAUUACAUUGUUGAUAUAUUAGAUCUUCCUCCCUGCUCACUUGCACCACCCCAAGUUAUUUUAAUUGUGCUCAUAUUGCUAAGACCCAGAGAGCAACUGAAUUUUGCGAACAACGAUGACAAUAAGGAAGAUAUACCACUGGAGCUAGAUAAUAAUGACGAACCAAUGCUCAACGACCUAGUUCAAUGGUACACAAUUAAUUGGCCUCAUGAGAAACUGAAUACAAAAGACAAAUUGCUACGAAAUAUACCGCGAACCACAUCCAUAGUUUCUCAUGAAUCACUAUUGAAAUUCUACACAUCGGUAUUGCAGUAUUAUAGUAAGGCAGAAGCAACAAAAGAUAGUAAUGAAUAUGUGAAAAGAAUUCUCAAGGAGGUCAGCUUAAGAAUAGCCGAGAAUUGUGGCAGAACUGCACAACCAGCAAUUCAAAGGAAGUUCAGAAUCAAAAACCUUGAUAAGACAAUAAUGCUACAUGAACCAUCGCUUACAGCAGACAAUUUAGGCUGGAAAACAUGGGGAUCAUCAUUGAUAUUGGGAGAAAUAGUUGUCAGUUAUCUCGAAAAUUUAUCAUCCACAUUUGAGUCUAACAGAAAGGUACGAACACUAGAAUUAGGCGCUGGUACUGGACUAGUCGGUAUAGCAUGGGCAGCUAAAUGGCGGGAUAAGUUUUGUAAUAGCAAAACAGAAAUAUAUCUUACUGAUUUACCUGAAAUUGUUGAUAAUUUGAAAGACAAUGUCAAAAUAAAUAAUCUUCAAGAUAUUGCAACUGCUGAUGUUCUGGACUGGACAAAUCCUGAUACCUUCACAGAGAAGUAUGGAAACGAACGAUUUGAUUACAUUGUUAUUGCUGAUCCUAUUUACUCUCCACAACAUCCAGAAUGGGUAGUUAACAUGAUAGUAAAAUUUUUGGAAGUCAAUGGUAUCUGUCACCUUGAGAUACCGCUUAGAGAAAGAUAUAGUAAAGAACGCGAUUAUCUGUGGAGAUUGCUUGAAGAACAUAACCUUGACGUGGUUCAUGAAAUUUAUAGUUCUGGUAAAGAUGAUUGGGGGAAAGUUGACUAUGUCUAUAAGAUGCUUAAAUUUAAAGCCUAA